Messenger RNA from Vigna radiata var. radiata (mung bean), 4508 nucleotides. RefSeq lists its product as uncharacterized. The record is from RefSeq and is a predicted model, not a curated record. NCBI's taxonomy places the organism in Eukaryota, Viridiplantae, Streptophyta, Magnoliopsida, Fabales, Fabaceae. Bases 1609 to 3531 code for a protein of 640 amino acids. The transcript is spliced from 5 exons.
AGGAUUAACAAAAGACAACAGUUUCAUUUCUAUAACACCUACUUACACCCCCUAUUGUUGUCCAAGAUCUCUGAUUCAUACUGAUCCACUAAUGCUUCAAUUUCUCAUUGCGUUGUUUUUAAUGGUCCAUCUUCACACACCGACACUGUGUUGUGGCGACUGACAUGUGUAGGUAUCAUAAGUGAGCUGCACCUGCAUUUUAUAAAUGCAUUGGAUGGGUUCGUUUACCCAACAAUAUUUUGGUAGGUUUAGUUUACGACAAAAUCUAAGGUGGAAAAUCAUGGUAUCUUCUUUACCGAGAAUCCCUUUCUUACUUGUACUUAGAUUCAUCUUGUGAAUAUGCAAUUAUCGUGCACCAUUUUCACAAGAUGUUUUUUUCUUUCUCCCUUUUCCCUCCUUUCUCUUCCUUCCUCCAUUUCGAACCAUCCUCCUUGCUUCCUUCCUUCCCUCUCAUUUUUCAUUCAUUUUCUCUCUUUUUUUCUUUCGUGUUCAUCAUGGAGAAGCGGUGGGGCUGGAGGGUCGUGGAUAAACACUUUUAUGGUUGGGUAAUAUCCGAUGUGGUGGUGGUGAGUGGUGAUGAGAUCGCCGGAAACACUGAAAGGAGAAAGAGGAAGGAAACUAAGCAUCAGGGGAGAAGAGGGAGAGAAGGAAAUAAGAUAAGAAAAAUUUAGUUUUGCCUUAAGAAUACAUCUCUAGGAGGAAGAAGUUUAGAUAUGAUACAAUGGGUAGGGUGUCUCUAGAGUCAUGCCCUCAAAUUAUGCUACAGGAGUCGAUGAUGAGAACAAUGCUUUCGUGGGUGAGGAAAGAGCAUUCAACCAUGAUAACCUAAAUAGCUUUCUAAGUUUCUUACUACAUUUAGGUUUCUUUAUUUCGGUUUUGGAAGUAGAGGUUUUUUUGUUUUUUUUUUUUCAUUAAUGCUAUUUUUGAAAAGGUUUCCAUUGACUUUAUAAAUUUUAUAUCCAAUUUUACAUUUUUUUUACCCUUUAUCUCUUUUUCUUCUUUAUCAAUAGGUUUAAUCAUUUCCGACAUCCCUAUUUAUGCUGGAUUGUCUCAAUUUGGUCCAUGUAUUUCUAAACUUCUCGAUUUGGUCCUUAAUUUUGCAAAUUUAACUCAAUUGAGAUCUUCCCGUUAAGUUGGCUAGACGGUGUUACAAAAAUUGAAACGUGGGUUGGUGACAAGACGAAGUCUUUCUGACGUAGCAGACGUUGGUCAUGUUACAUGGCUUUGCAUCAUUUUUAUAUUUAAAAUUUAUUACUUCAUAUCAAAACGCAACGUUUCAAUUAAAAAAAUAAGUGAUUAGUGUUUAGGUAACUCUGACUUGGGUCUAUAAUUGAGGAGAAUAACUCUGACUGGGUGAUAAUUGGGGAUAAUUGGGAGAAUAGGGUUUUGUCGAGGGUUGGGUUUGUGGUUGGAAUUUGGGGGACAAUUGGGUAUAUCGUUGGUAUUUGGAAUAGUUGGUGAGUAAAUAGGUUUCUUUUUAAGAUUUCUAAGUGAUCAAUCAGUGCUAUUUUGGUGGAAUUGGGAAGGUAUUGUCGGUGAAGCACGUGGAAGACAGUGGCAAAAGUGUUCGUGGCAAAAGGUUAAAAUAUAAGUAUUGUGUUUUACGUCAUGGAAGAAAAUUUUGAAGUUGUUUUCCACCAUGGUGGAAAGUUCAUAAAUGAAAGGAAACUUAUCUAUGAGGGUGAGAGUACAACUUAUUCGUUUGACCCAUACGUUUGGAGCUAUUUCCUGGUAGUAAGUGUAGUAAAAGGGUUAAGUUACGAUGGGUUUAAGGAGUUGUUCUACUCUAUAGGUGGGUGUUCUGUCUUAGAAAAUAGGCUGGAGCCUUUGUUGGAUGACGUAGGAGCCAUGCAGAUGAUAACCUUAGCUAGGCUUAAUGGGCAGGUGCAUCUAUUUGUUGUUCAUAAAGUGUCCGAACCUGAAGUAAUUCAUAUGUUAGAAUAUGUUCCUGAAAAUACAGUUGAAGAGCAAGGUGAGGGUAUGGCUAAGGGUGAACAUGAAGACGAAGGUAGGGGUAUGGUUGAGGGGGAAUGUGAAGAGGAAGGUGUGGGUUUGGUUGAGGGUGAUCGUGAAGAGGAAGUUGGGGGUAUGGUUGAGGGUGAAUGUGAAGAGGAAGGUGGGGUUACAGUUGAGGUUGAAUGUGAAGAGGAAGGUGAGGGUAAUGUUGAGGGUGAAUGUGAAGACCAAGGUGAGGUGGCUGCCAAUGAAGUUGAUAAAAUUACUAAAAAUGUUGUUCUGGAUGAAGAAAGAGUUCAGGCUGAUGAUGUUGUUGAAGGUCACAUUGAAACAGAGGAUGUUGGUGAUGUUAGUAGCUGGACUUCUAGUCAUAAAGAUGAUGAUGGCAAUGAUGAUGUUAAUUAUGAGUGUAUGGAAGGUCUGGUUGAUGUUAAUGUUGAGUGUAAUUUAGAAGAAGAUGUAGGAGACGAAGUUGCAGAUUGGUUUGGUAAUGUCCAAGUUGAUGUGCAAUCUGAUGAUAGUGAUCUUGAUGAUGGAAUAAAUAGUGAUAAUGUUAGAGGUUUGUCCGAUGAUGAAUGGAAAUAUGAUGAAUUAGAUAGCGGAGCAGAAAGUGAUGGACAAGAUGAUGAAGAUGAGGGUUAUAGGAAGUUUGUAACAUUUUCCAUGCCUAAGUCAAUGGUAGAUUAUAAAUGGGAUGUGGGAACCUAUUUUACUGACAAGCAAGACUUUGUGGAUGCCAUCAAAACAUAUUUAGUACAAAAUGGUAGAAAUAUUAAAUAUCUUAAAAAUGAUAAGAAGAGAUGUAGGCUAAAAUGUAUGGGUGCUAAAGGACAGUGCCCCUGGAUGGCAUAUUGUGCUUAUAUGGAAGCCAUUCAUAUGUGGCAAUUCAGGACUAUUGUUGACAAUCACAUAUGUAGUAGAGGGAACAAAUUAAGAUUACUUAAUGCAAAAUGGCUCAGUAAGAGGUUGGAAAAAACUGUUAGAGAAAAUCCCCAAGUAAAGGGAGUGGAAAUUCGGGAGAAGAUUAGUAGAAAAUGGAACGUAGGUGUCUCUAGAUGUAUGGCUUAUAGGGCAAAGGCCAUUGCUUCAGACCAUGUUGAUGGUUCUUUCAAAGACCAAUAUAGAAAGAUUUAUGACUACGCAAAUGAGCUCCUAGCUCGUAAUCCAGGAUCAACGGUGAAGGUCAAAGUUGAAGAGACAGUGGAUGGACACAUUUUUAAGAGGUUUUAUAGAUGUCUGAAGGCCUGCGAGGACAGUUUUGUGUCCUGCAGGCCAAUUAUUAGGCUAGAUGGUGCUUUUCUGAAAGGGAAAUAUGGUGGAGAAAUGUUAACUGUUGUUGGUAGAGAUGCAAAUGACCAAAUGCUACCUCUAGCUGAUGCUGUGGUGGAAGUUGAGAACAAGGAGACUUGGAGAUGGUUCCUUGAACUUCUGGUUGAAGAUCACGGUGGGAUUGAAGUAGCUUCAUCAUUUACAUUCAUGUCGAACCAACAAAAGGGACUGCUGCAAGUUGUACAAGAAGUGGUCCCUAGAGUUGAUCAACGUUUCUGUGUUAGGCACUUAUAUGCGAAUUUUUGAAAGCAAUUCCCUGGAAAACAACUAAAGCGAUUGAUGUGGAAGGCAGCUACAACAAAUCCACAAACAUGGGAAGCAGAAAUGAGAAAUAUAAAACAGCUUAAUGAUGACACUUUCAAAUAGUUGUUAAAAAUCCCUCCAAGGCACUGGUCAAGAUCAAGAUUUACUAGCAAAUCUCAAUGUGAUACUUUGGUAAACAACAUGUCAGAGGCUUUCAAUAGUGUAAUGCUACAUACAAGGUCUAAGCCAAUCGUAAGCAUGUUGGAGGAGAUUCGCCUUUAUUUGAUUAAGAGAUGGGCAACUAACAGGACAAAAAUCCAAUCAUUGUUUGGGGAGAUUUGUCCAAAAAUCAAGACUAGACUAAAUAAGGAGUCUCAGUUAACUAAGUAUUGGAUUCCAUGCUGGUCAGCCAAUAAGAUAUUUGAAGUUCGCCAUGUGUCCCAGGCUAGUGAUAAGUUCACAGUAAAUUUAGAUGAAAAAUUGUGUUCAUGCAGGAAGUGGGAAAUCAUUGGCAUACCAUGUUGUCACUCCUUGGCUGCUAUGAAAUUCUUAAAUGUAGAUGCAGAGGACUUCAUUCCAUGUUGCUUUAGGAAGUCAACAUAUGAAGAGAUAUACUCUUCAAUUAUCUACCUAAUAAAUGGUAACAAUAUGUGGGAGAUUACCACAUAUGUUGAUGUCCUCCCUCCACCAAAAAGGAUAUUGUCUGGGAGGCCAAAGAAGAAGAGAAGGUUGGAGCAAUGAGAGCUGGUUAAGGACGACAAAAGAAUGAGGAAGGGUGGUUUAAAGAAAAGAUGUGGCAUUUGUAAGGAGCUCGGCCGCAACAGGAAGUCUUGCACCAAAAGAAAAGAGGCACCUGAUUUGAACUCCCACCAACCUCCUCAAACUAACUCAUCAAAUCAGGAUCAAACAGUAGUCCAAGGGGAUGAAUGAAGAAUUUUAAUGUAUUUUUUGUAUGUUUUUGUAUAAGACAGCAGUUUGUU